Dinoponera quadriceps is the source of this 1641-nucleotide messenger RNA. RefSeq names its product nose resistant to fluoxetine protein 6-like. Gene Ontology annotation, molecular function: acyltransferase activity, transferring groups other than amino-acyl groups. The annotation marks the transcript as partial. Lineage: Eukaryota; Metazoa; Arthropoda; Insecta; Hymenoptera; Formicidae. The transcript is spliced from 10 exons. The record is from RefSeq and is a predicted model, not a curated record.
AGUUUGUUUCGUCGUGGUGUGUAUACUUACAUUCAUCGGUACUUUUUAUGACGUUUUACUGCGUUAUAAAGUCUUACGUAAGACUAGCGAUGAGAACAGUGAUAGAAACACAAUAACGUUGUCAACGCUGAGAUCAAACAGUAAGCUCGAUAAUAAAAUUACCAUUUCAAAAUUAUGGACUGUGAAGACUCACAACGCUUCUUUGGAUGUGCGCGAUGCAAACAUCACGCCGAAACCUUGGUCAGAGGCGUUGCUGUCCUUCAGUUUAUUCGUGAAUAUAUCCAAGCUUUGCAGUCUGGACGUUGGCAUUGACACUUUAGCGCCCGUACAUGGCUUGCGAUUUUAUUCGAUGCUCUGGGUGAUUCUGGUGCAUACAUGCUUGAUAUCCAAUCAAAUCUCAGAAAACAAGACUUUCCGAAACGUAGUCGAGAAAGACUUUCUCUAUCAGACCAUCGGUAACAGCAUAUAUUCCGUGGAUACGUUUUUCUUCGUCAGCGGAUGCUUGGUGACGUUUCUCUAUUACCGCACUAUGGCAAAUAAAAAGAUACAAGAGAAAAAAGUGACGAAGGGCUGUCUGGGUCAGGUUCUGCAGUUUUUGGCGAUGAUAUGGUACAGAUAUUUCCGCUUGACUCCGAUUUAUCUGUUGGUGAUUGGUUUGCUCCAGGUGUUGAUGAAGUGGUAUCACGAUCACUCCAUGAUCGAAUUACCCACUGCACUGGAUUAUGAGACGUGCGAAAAAUUCUGGUGGAGGAAUGCCCUUUACAUAAAUACUUAUUUCAACGUGCCCGAGCGAUGCAUGGCCUGGAGUUGGUACCUGACGAACGACACGCAGUUCUACAUCGUGGGCACAAUCAUCCUGAUAAUCGGAGCAAACUUUCUACCGGCGGCCAUAUUCAUCGUCGCUUUCUUUUUGAUCGGCUCAUGGGUCACGACGGCGCUAAUUACUUUACACACGGGACACAUGCCAAGCAUUCAAGAUCCGUUCGCUCACUACGAGAGUAUUUACGAUAAACCAUGGACAAGGAUAGGACCGUAUCUCAUAGGAAUGAUUACCGGAUGGUACCUUUUCAAGAUCAACUGCAAGGCGAAUAUGCAGAAAGUUAUCGUUGUAUUCAGUUGGUCCCUUUCCCUAAUUAUCCUGACGAGUAUAAUAUAUGGAUUACAUGAAACUACUUUUGGACCGAUAUUGUCUGUGUUAUACACAGCGCUGUCGCAUUCCGCCUGGGCGAUAUGCUUGGCAUGGAUCUUGAUCGCUUGCGUUACCGGUUACGGUGGUUUGGUGAAUCGUGUCCUUUCCUGGAAGUAUAUGUAUCCGGCCUCCAGAUUGACAUAUUGCACCUAUCUAGUGCAUCCUCUGCUUAUAAGAAUCGUAAUUCUACAGGGAGAACGUUCGUGGUAUCUCUCGCGCAGUUUCUUGGCGGUGCUAUUUUUUGGAAAUGUGGUGAUAUCAUACACCGUGUCGCUAUUUCUCAGUCUGCUCUUCGAGGCACCAGUGGUAUCUCUGUUGCGAAUUAUUCAUCCCUUGAGAGAGUGGAAGCAAUUAUAAUGUAGUUUCUGCAUCAUCGGUAUAAAGAGUAAUAAAAAGUUAAAGACUAUAGACUAUAUAAGACAAAAAUUAUAUUUAGCUUAUAUGUAUAUAUA